AUGUUAUUGGAUCCCAGGAAACCCACAACCAUCAAGUGGAAGAAGUCUAAAUUACAUCAAAUUGUGCCUUUCUGGGGAAAUUGGAACAGCGAAAUAAACAAGGGUGUGAGUGGUAGCGUGAGGGAGAAGAGGGUGGAAAUCAGAAGAAAGAUGAACAUCAGGAGAGAGAACCAGAGCAGUGUGCCUGAGUUCCUCCUCUUGGGGCUCCCUAUGUCACCAGAACAGCAGGAUGUGUUCUUUGCCCUGUUCCUGGGCAUGUAUCUGACUACAGUGCUGGGGAACCUGCUUAUCAUUCUGCUCAUCAGGCUGGACUCUUGCCUUCACAUCCCCAUAUACUUCUUCCUCAGCCACUUGGCCUUCACUGAUGUCUUCUUGUCAUCUGUCACCGUCCCUAAGAUGCUGAUGGACAUGCACACUGAGUACAAAUCCAUCCCCUAUGCAGGGUGCAUUUCACAGAUCUAUUUUUUCAUAUUUCUUACUGACCUGGACAGCUUCCUUAUUACGUCAAUGGCAUACGACCGCUAUGUUGCCAUAUGUCACCCUCUUCGCUACACUACCAUCAUGAGGGAGGAGGUGUGUGCCCUACUAGUGGCUAUAUCCGGGAUCCUGUCCUGUGCCAGCUCCCUUUCCCACACCCUUCUCCUGACCCAGUUAUCCUUCUGUGCUGCUAACACUGUCCCCCAUUUCUUCUGUGACCUUGGUGCCAUGCUCAAGCUGUCCUGCUCCGACAUCUUCCUUAAUGAGCUGAUUAUGUUCACAGUAGGGGUGGUAGUCAUUACUCUGCCAUUCAUAUGUAUCUUGGUAUCUUAUGGCUACAUUGGGGCCACUAUUCUGAAAGUCCCUUCAACAAAGGGGAUCUGCAAAGCAUUGUCCACGUGUGGCUCUCAUCUCUCUGUGGUGUCUCUGUAUUAUGGGGCAAUAUUUGGACAGUACCUUUUCCCAACAUGGAGCAAUUUCAUUGACAAGGACAUCAUUGUGGCUCUCAUGUACACAGUGGUCACACCCAUGUUGAACCCCUUUAUCUACAGCCUUAGGAACAGGGACAUGAAAGAGGCCCUUGGGAAACUCUUCAGUAGAGCAACGUUUAUCUCACAGAGCCAUCAUCUUUUUUUUAAAUCAGAAACUCAUUUUGGUUGA
This is a messenger RNA of Diceros bicornis minor, 1137 nucleotides long. RefSeq names its product olfactory receptor 1J2-like. NCBI's taxonomy places the organism in Eukaryota, Metazoa, Chordata, Mammalia, Perissodactyla, Rhinocerotidae. Gene Ontology annotation, cellular component: membrane. The record is from RefSeq and is a predicted model, not a curated record. Gene Ontology annotation, biological process: G protein-coupled receptor signaling pathway. Bases 1 to 1137 code for a protein of 378 amino acids. The transcript is spliced from 2 exons. Gene Ontology annotation, molecular function: olfactory receptor activity; G protein-coupled receptor activity.